AUCUCACCGAUCGCAGUCGCCGUCGCAUUUUCUGUCAUCGCCGGGGUUCGAUCACACUAAGGGUUUACGACGCGGCGGAGAAGCCGGAGGAGGUGAAGCUUAGGGUUAGGGUUUGAGUUUUUUUUUUUUUUUUUAUAGCUUUGAGUAUAGAGUUAUGUUGAUGGCGGAGGAUAGCUCUAAUUGGAGUGAAGUACCGGCCGUCGGCGCCGGGGGAUUCGCCGGCAACGAUCUCGACGACGACGAGGACAUGUCGAUGGAUAUCGAGGCGUUUUACCGUCUUCUAGAGGAAGAUCCCACGAGUCUUCCGGAGGAUUCAUCAUUGGGAGGUGGAUUGCAAGGUGAAGCAGUUUGCGGUGGUGAGGAUACACAGCUCCAGAAUGGAUCGCAAGUUUUAAAAGUAGAACCAUCAGCUGAUUCAGUGGGUCCUGGAUCAUGGCAUCCUUCAUACAGCUCUGAAGCUUCAGAAUCUGGGGUGGGGGGUCCAGGGGGUUCUUUUGAUUCUGCUGGUAAUCCUGUAAUGCUCUUUGACUACAGAGAUAGCAAACCAGCAGCAUACACUGGGUCUCCUGGUUCAUGGCAUCCUUCAUAUAUCUCAGAAGCAACAACUUCCGUGGCAGGGGGUCUAAGUGGUUCCUUUGAAUCUGGAGGGAACCCUCCAAUGGAGUUUGACAGAAUACCACCAGCACAGUCUGGCUCUCCAGGGAAUGUGUACUCUCCAGGUCUUCAAGACUGGAUUUCGUCGGUUCCAUACACGGAGACUUACUUUCCUGAGAGAAAUGGUGUUUCACACCCCACUUGUAGCACCACUUCUAGUUUUGAAGAAGGACUUGCUAACCAUACGAUAGACCAAGGAGAUCUCAAUAUCCUCCAGGGGAAAGCAGAUGUCUCAGGGAAAGUUGAUUUUGAAUAUUCUUCACAGAGCAUUGGGAUUGAUAACAUGGACAUGAGUUCCAGACGGUGUACUGCUUUGAGGGAAAACACCACCGAAACCUUGGGACCAUCUGAAAAUAAUUCUUGUACAUCUAUGGAAAUGCCCUUUCUAGAUGUAGAUAUUUGUUCACCACAUGUUACUUCUACUGAGUCUACUCUCUGUCAAGAUUCUGAUCUGUUCAGCGACCAUUAUACAUCUACAGAUGGUAUGAGCUUAGACAAUACAUAUUUGGCCGACUCCUCACUCCAGCCUAAUCCUUAUAAUUACUACUCUACAUUAUAUCCAAGUAACAAAAAAAUGAUGACUAAUGUGAAGGAUGAAUCAGUGGAGUUUCCAACUGAUAGGUCAUGUGCAAGCAGUAAGAUAAAUAUAAAUUGUCAGGAGGGAAUGGCUGGUUCAUAUGGCUUUGAUUCAACAAUGAUUGAUGCUUCAGAUAUUACUCGGUGGAAUUUUGAUUAUGGAACUUUUUAUGGUACUUCGGCAGUUAGUGGGAAUUCUUCAUUGGAUGCUGACUCUGGUCCUGUUGACAACAAGGCGUCAAUCAAGCCUUUGGGUUCUACUAAUACUUACGUGUCACGGAGACAAGAAUUCACUGGUGUGAAGGAUGAAAGCGUCAAUGAGUUGGGUGCUCCUAGUUCUGGUAUGCCACAUGCUUUUUCAUUCAUGGAAGGCAGUAGAAAACCAUCUUACAAUGGUGACAGUAGCUUUUUUGACAAUGAACCAAGGCUCUCAGGACAUGUUAAAGAAGAGACUAAGAAAACUUACUUUCCUGAGGGUAAUAAUUCUUUAUCACAUAUUAGUGGUGGAUCUGUGAAUCUAAAUGGUUUGGAAUAUCAGUUGCCAGCUGCCCCGCCAUUUGCUUCAAACAAGAAUCAAGGUUACAAUAUGGAGAGACCUGAGGCUAACCGCUCUAUGCCUAAAAGCAUUGGUUUUCCUCCUUCAAAAGUCAGCCCUGAGUCUAUUCAUAGUAACUUCUCUGAAAAAUCCCCUGCAGAAGACGACUGUGAUGUAACCAUUAUCGAAGAUAUCAGUGACCCUGCGCCUGCUCAUCGCCUUCCUGUGGUUAGCAAUAAUCGGUACCCUGCAUCGAUGAAUCACCCUCUAGCAGUUGGAAGUAACAUUGUUAGUUCACAACAGUCUAAUGAUCAUGACACAGGAGUGGGAGGAUUGCGGUUUAGGACAAGGGAUGAGCAAUUGAUCUUGAGGGUAGCAUUGCAGGACCUGUCACAGCCCAAGUCAGAAGCUCUUCCGCCAGAUGGAGUUUUAACAGUACCUCUCUUACGACAUCAGAGGAUUGCAUUGUCAUGGAUGGUUCAGAAGGAGACAGCCAGCUUGCAUUGUUCUGGAGGAAUUCUUGCAGAUGAUCAGGGAUUGGGUAAAACGAUAUCGACAAUAGCUCUCAUACUUAAGGAAAGACCUGCUUCUGGAGCCUGUCAAGAUGAAAAAAAGUGCAAGCUGGAAACUCUGGAUUUGGACAAAGAUGAUGACAUGCUUCUUGAGAUUGGCAGAACGAAGCAAGAUGAUGGUGCUCAUUCAAGUGUUUCAAAUGAAACUAGCCAGAAGACCUUGACUCAAACAAAGGGAAGGAUAGCUUGUGGAACACUCGUUGUGUGCCCCACAAGUGUCUUGCGGCAAUGGGCAGAGGAGUUGCAUAAUAAGGUAACAGAGAAAGGCAAACUCUCGGUCCUAGUGUACCAUGGAGGCAAUCGAACGAGGGAUCCUUCUGAGCUAGCUAAGUAUGAUGUUGUCCUCACAACAUAUUCAAUUGUCAGCAUGGAGGUCCCCAAGCAGCCUCUUGCUGAUGGAGAAGACGGGGAGAAAGGAAAGUUUGAGGACCAUGAUUCUCCUCAUAUGGGGUUUUUUUCUAAGAAGAGGAAAUAUCCUGAUAAUUCCUCAAAGGGUAAGAAGAAAUUGGAUAAUGCAGCACUUGAGUCUCUUGCUAGGCCUCUGGCUAAGGUUGGAUGGUUUAGGGUUGUUUUGGAUGAAGCCCAGAGUAUCAAAAAUCACAGAACCCAAGUAGCUAGGGCAUGCUGGGGUCUUCGAGCGAAGCGGAGGUGGUGCUUAUCAGGGACACCUAUCCAGAAUGCAAUUGAUGAUCUCUAUAGCUACUUCAGAUUUCUGAGAUAUGACCCUUAUGCUGUCUACAAGACAUUUUGCGCGACAAUAAAGGUUCCAAUCAGUAAGAAUCCAACAAAAGGGUACAGAAAGCUACAAGCUGUUCUGAAGACAAUCAUGUUACGCCGCACAAAAGGCACACUUCUUGAUGGAGAACCUAUCAUUAAUUUGCCACCAAAGUUAAUAGAAUUGAAGAGGGUGGAGUUCUCAGAUGAAGAACGAGAUUUUUACUCCAGGCUAGAGUGCGACUCACGUGCUCAAUUCGAAGAAUAUGCAGCUGCUGGGACCGUAAAGCAAAAUUAUGUUAAUAUUUUGCUGAUGCUCUUGAGACUUCGGCAAGCUUGUGACCACCCUCUUCUUGUCCGACGUUAUGAAUCACAGUCUUUGUGGAAAUCAUCUAUUGAGAAGGCACAAAAGCUUCCGCAUGACAAACAAGUUUCCCUUCUGAAUUGCUUGGAAGCUUCAUUGGCAAUUUGUGGUAUCUGCAAUGAUGCGCCAGAAGAUGCUGUUGUUUCUGAAUGUGGUCAUGUAUUCUGUAGCCAAUGCAUUGGCGACUAUCUCACUGGUGAUGACAACAAGUGCCCCAACACAAGUUGCAAAGUUCGACUGAAUGUGUCUUCAGUAUUCUCUAAAGCCACUUUAAACAGCUCCCUUUCUGACCAACCUAGUCAAAGGGGCAUGGGUUCUGAAGUUUUUGAUGCUGUAGAGUCUUUCUAUGAGGAUAGCUCGUACAAUUCAUCCAAGAUUAAGGCCGCGCUUGAGGUUCUCUGCUCGAUGUGUAAACCAAAGAUUUGUGCUACAGAAAAUAGUUGCUUACCGGAUAGUGUUGAUAACAAUGCCAGCUGUUCUACAACUUCUGAUAUUGAUGGGGUUGAGUCGCUUGAGGGUGGUGUUGAUGGACAGAACCUGGAUGUGGACAAAAGUCCUAAGAAAGUUGAGAAGGUAGUUCGAGAAAAAGCAAUAGUCUUUUCACAGUGGACUAGGAUGCUGGACUUGCUUGAAGUGUGUCUUAAAACUUCUGGCCUUGAGUAUAGAAGACUUGAUGGAACAAUGUCGGUUGUUGCCAGAGAUAAAGCUGUAAAGGAUUUUAACACUCUUCCGGAGGUGACUGUAAUGAUUAUGUCUUUGAAAGCUGCCAGUCUUGGUCUAAAUAUGGUUGCAGCCUGCCAUGUACUUCUUUUGGACCUGUGGUGGAACCCUACAACAGAAGAUCAAGCAAUUGAUAGAGCACAUCGUAUUGGGCAGACUCGUCCUGUUACAGUUUUACGGUUGACUGUGAGAGAUACAGUCGAAGAUCGUAUUUUAGCUCUUCAGAAAAAAAAGAGAGAGAUGGUGGCAUCUGCAUUUGGAGAGGAUGAAAGUGGUGGUCGUCAGACUCGCCUAACAGUCGAUGAUCUCAAGUACCUGUUUAUGAAGUGAUUAGAUAGUUUUCAUGGGUUGAACAGAUUUGUUCUACUAACAAAAGGGGUUGUCCAUAGGUUUGUUUCCGGCUUUUGGCCGCAGAAGAAGUGAUACUGGGAAGGUUAUCUGACAAUAGAUCUAGAGAAGGGGUAGCAUUGGGCUCUUAUAAGCUAGAUGAUUAUGUUAAUUGUCCAUAGAAUCUCACAUGGUCCAAGGUUUUUCUUACCAAUUUUUUUGCCUUUACAGUUUCUCCA
Messenger RNA from Argentina anserina (silverweed cinquefoil), 4701 nucleotides. RefSeq names its product helicase-like transcription factor CHR28. Gene Ontology annotation, biological process: DNA repair. Gene Ontology annotation, cellular component: nucleus. The transcript is spliced from 12 exons. Lineage: Eukaryota; Viridiplantae; Streptophyta; Magnoliopsida; Rosales; Rosaceae. The coding region runs from base 155 to 4465 and encodes 1436 amino acids. Gene Ontology annotation, molecular function: ATP-dependent chromatin remodeler activity; ATP binding. The record is from RefSeq and is a predicted model, not a curated record.